UCAAAAAGCCACCGAAGCAUCACCGGACCACGAGGUCUAGGUCCCAGGGCCUUGUGGGUAUACCCAGGCCCCUUUUAUUGUUUCUUUAGGGGGGUUCGCCCUUCUGAUGGCGUUAAAAAGUGGUUUGAAGCACUAACUGGGAAUUUCCUACCAUUUGUUGUCUCAUAUAUUUCUCACUUCAUCUGUUCAUAUAAUUUGAAUUAUAACUUCAGGCCGCUUCGCGGCCCUAGUAUGAUUCUCAUUUUAGUGACGUCAUGUGAAAACUAGCUAUAUGUUUGAAUAACUUCCGGUUUGGGAAGUCUUACGAACUGAAUUUGCAGCACACUAAAGGUCUUUUGUCGAUUUACACCACAAAUGAAGUGUUAAUUCAACCCGUUAUAAAAACAAGUUUUCUUUUCUAAACACAUUGCCGCAUUCAAGCAAAUUAAUGUGUUUACUUGCCGGUCCGCAGACACUUUUUGGGCUCAUCACGCGAUCGUGACAAACGUAAGUCACGCAAUCCUUUUGAACUCGAGUGGUGUCAUCGCUCGAAAAUCGAGCGAGUGGCACGCAGUUGACAAAAAUUACGCUAACUACUAAGUGUACGAAGCUUAUAAUGUGGGAAUGUGGCCUGCACUGCUUGGAGUGUUUUUUGUUCCUAGCUUUGUAGCUCUUCGUAGAUCUUUGAUGAGUACCGAACGUAAAACGUGGGAGACGAGUAGGGGGAGGGUGGUCGAGCAUGGAUAAACGGACGGGGACUGGGAGAGAGGAAGAACGCAUUGCGUUUUCGCCUCCCUUACUCCUUCCCCGUUUACGUCUGCAACACAGGUUAGUUACUUUGGAAGAUUCAAGCAUGGUUAUGCCUUAUUGUACAGUUCUGCAGCUGACGUUCUAGCAUAAUUGCUUGCACUGAUUAUCGUUAGCAAGAUGACCGUGACAGCACACCCUGAAAGCCAUCCGUUUUUGCCCGAGAAAGUCAUGACUCAUGAAAUGGCCAUUGCUAUCGCGCUUGCCGUAAUAACUACGGCAGGGAAUCUUCUGGUGAUUGUAGCUUUGUACAAGGACCCAUUUAGAGAACUACGGACGACUGCCAAUUACCUUCUGGUGAACCUUGCAGUAGCUGACCUGAUAAUGGGCCUUGUAGUUGAGCCUAUUUGGGCCCUUCAGUACUGGGUGAAAGAAAAUGGUUCAAACAAAUCGAACUAUUCCAUCGCAGUUAAUGUGAUUCUCGUCUUGGCAGUUGAAGCCUCCAAUCUCACAGUGUUGUCUCUCACAAUCGAGAGAUACAUUGUCUUAGAGAGACCUUUGCAGAGAGAAGCGCUUUUUAGCGGUAAAGCCGUGAAGAUCUCCAUUUUUCUGAUAUGGUUGACGGCAUUAGUGAUAAGCUCGUUGAUAAUUCCCUUUCGGGAUCAGCGGGAGUAUACUUUGUUUCUAUUUGCCGGUAUGGGUGUUUUCUUGCUGUUAAUCAUGCUCGGCUUGUAUAUCCGCAUGUUUAUAAUCAUCCGAAAGUUCAACAAGUCACUUCUCGCACAAGGAGCUCAAGCAGCACUGGUUCAGCCUGGGCAGGCAUACAUAACAGCUCGCAAAAGGGAACAACAAGUUGCCAAGGCCAUCUUUCUAUUUUAUGGCACGUUUGCAUUAUGCUGGCUUCCCUCUGUUGUCGUUGAAACUAUAAAGUAUCGUGAACCUAAAAUCGACGAGCACAUCUGCCGAGGCCUUAUGUUUCUUGGCCUUUUUAAUUCUGCCCUCAAUCCAGUAUUAUACACUUUCAGAAUGCCAAGCUUCUGGAGGGCAAUUAAGAGAAUGUUUAAUGACUUUAAGGUGGCAUGCAGACAGAUUUUAUAAGGCCAGUAUAGACUUGCUAAAAGACUGGCAUACUCCAGGCCAAACGUGUAGGGGCACUUUAUCGUUUGGUAAGAAAUUGCCUUUACCUCACCUUCCCCUCCCUCAUGCGCGCAACACAAUGUUUCAACGCGGGUCCGAGAGACCGAGACUCCGGGAAAGAAGGGGGUGGAGGGGGAUUGAAAAAUUAGAAAACGACCUCGUACUUUUAAGAUUAUACGUCAUUAAUUGGUAUUUUGCCGGUCAUGCGGCCCAAGGACCUUUUAGCCAGGAUUGCAGUUAAAUAGUAAAAA
Molecule: messenger RNA, 2114 nt
Organism: Orbicella faveolata
Lineage: Eukaryota; Metazoa; Cnidaria; Anthozoa; Scleractinia; Merulinidae
Product: beta-2 adrenergic receptor-like
Biological process (GO): G protein-coupled receptor signaling pathway
Cellular component (GO): plasma membrane
Molecular function (GO): G protein-coupled receptor activity
Source: RefSeq, a predicted model, not a curated record